Messenger RNA from Amblyraja radiata (thorny skate), 2315 nucleotides. RefSeq names its product N-acetyllactosaminide beta-1,3-N-acetylglucosaminyltransferase 3-like. Gene Ontology annotation, cellular component: Golgi membrane. Gene Ontology annotation, molecular function: UDP-glycosyltransferase activity; hexosyltransferase activity. The transcript has 2 exons. The record is from RefSeq and is a predicted model, not a curated record. The coding region runs from base 821 to 1987 and encodes 388 amino acids. NCBI's taxonomy places the organism in Eukaryota, Metazoa, Chordata, Chondrichthyes, Rajiformes, Rajidae. Gene Ontology annotation, biological process: poly-N-acetyllactosamine biosynthetic process; protein O-linked glycosylation.
ACUUGCUGCGAGGUUUAUUUUCUCCAAUGCUGUCCACUCUCUGUUAAACGUCGUGUUUGUUUGCUUGCCACUGCCCAGAGUCUCUCUCAUUUCCUCUUCAUUCGAUUCACUGGAAGGGCACGGUAUUUGAGAGCCCAAAAUAAAAUCAAGAAUUUGAUUGGUGACGGAGGGCAUCUUGUUUAAAAGUUAAACACUGACUGCUGCCGAAUUGCACGGACGGCAACAGGGUGGAAAAACGGGUUUCUGCCCUUCUCUGCCCUCCACCCAUGAACACCUUCAGGCAACCUGAUCCGUUCGUUUCCUGCGAUUGCAUUUCUAGUUACAUCGUGCAAAAUAAUUUACAGUUGAAUGAAGAGAAGUUUUGAAUGUGUAGUGGUUUUAUAUGUGCGAAUGGCUGGAAUCUGUUACUGUAAAGUAGCACACACAAAGGUAUACCGUUUACCCUGAGCUGCAACUCUCUGGUGAGAGGCCACUGACUGACUGACUGACUGGGGGCUUUUAGUUUUGGUCGCUGGCUCCCCCGGUCACACGAGCAGAAGCCCCCGUGUCCGGGGCGAGCUGCCCCCCCGUGGAAGUUGUCCCAUUGCCGAACACCACCGUUAAAUAAUCAACAGAGCAGUGUGAGUGGGUGGCGUUCGUGGGUGUGGCUGUUUGUGAGCGAGCGGUGCCAGGACACAACCAGAGCUUCCACUUCCCCUGCGAACCGAGCCAGUCCUCAAGUCCGCGACCACGGCGAGGAAGUCAGCGCAAAGUGCUCCAUCAUCGCGGCCCCGGAACACAGUUAACGGCAAGCCACGAGGGAAACGAUUAAAGGUAAAGGAUGAAAAGGUCUCAACGAGUCCUUGAAAAGGUUGUGCUGUGUGUCUUGAUAACUCUGGGAUUGGUCUUUGUGUUUUGGAAUGAUGGCCCAUUGCAAAAGACUGAUGACGUUGUCACAGAUGCUAUCCAUCACAAAGAUUUACCAAAGCUUGUUGUUGAAGCAAUUAAAUUUGAGGUUGAGCCCAAGUGCCGAGAAAACAAGACAUUCCUGGACCAACCCGCAUUUAACCAACAGCCCCAGCACAUAAAAAACUUCUUGCAGUAUAAACACUGCCGAGAAUUUGGUAUGAUUCAGAAUGUCCCAAACAAGUGUUGGGGUCGAGAAGGCUCUCGCAAUGUCUUCUUGCUUCUGGUGAUCAAGUCUGACCCAUUCAACCAGGACCGACGCGAUAUGGUAAGAAAGACCUGGGGGAAGGAACGUGAAUUCCAAGGGGUCCAUAUACGGAGGGUCUUUGUCUCUGGUGUGUCUCCUGACCAGAAGGAAAGGAAGAAGUUGACUUGGCUGUUAGCAACUGAGAAUAGAGAGCAUGGAGACAUCCUGCAAUGGGAUUUCCUGGAUACCUUCUUCAACCUGACGCUCAAGCAGUACAAGUUGCUGCAGUGGAUCGAUGAAUUUUGCCCCAGUGCUCGGUUCAUCUUCAAUGGAGAUGAUGAUGUCUUUGCUAACACUGACAACAUGGUUGAUUACUUGCUGGGGAUGAAUUCUCACCAGCACCUGUAUGUGGGGCAUCUCAUUCAUGGGGUUGGGCCCAUCCGAGAGAAGAGGAGCAAAUAUUAUGUGCCAGAGGUGGUGACCUCCAGCAACUCGUACCCACCGUACAUUGGCGGAGGGGGCAUACUUAUGUCUGUUUACACAGCUAAUAUUAUCUAUCGCACUGCCAAAAACCUCGAACUAUUCCCCAUUGAUGAUGUUUUCCUGGGGAUGUGCCUGGCUAAGGCUGGGCUGGCCCCAAGCUCGCACCUGGGCUUCAGAACGGCUGGAAUCAGGGUUCCAUCCAUUCAGGAUGACUCGUUCAAUCCUUGCUACUAUCGUGAGUUGCUGCUGGUGCACCGUUUUCGGCCAUAUGAACUGCUGUUGAUGUGGGAUGCAGUGCACAAUGCUAGUCUGAGGUGUGCUUACUCUCCGCAGAGAAAUGCAUUGGAGGCAAGGAACCUCAGGAGAUGGUAACAACUGUCGGAAUGUAGUGCUGUCUGUGGAUUGUUUUCCAAAGUUGCUCGUGUUGUUUAAGAUAUGUUGCUGAAUUGCCAAAUGACAUUGAAUCAAAUGCCUAUGUCCUGUGUCUUUUUAUAUCCUCUGUGUUUGAUAUGUUGUUAGGCUGCAAGAGGAACAUCAUCCCUCGGCCUAAUAUCUAUUGCACUCAUAGCCACAUUGAAUUAGGGACAGGGACAAUACAAUGUAGUUGUGGCCAAGUUAAAACCACUCCAGAUGAACAGAGGUCACUUGGCACUGAGCACACCCCCAUGGCACAUUUGCACUGUACGAUGCAUUUUUAACA